This is a messenger RNA of Tyto alba (common barn owl), 2938 nucleotides long. RefSeq names its product SRY-box transcription factor 9 (gene SOX9). NCBI's taxonomy places the organism in Eukaryota, Metazoa, Chordata, Aves, Strigiformes, Tytonidae. The transcript has 3 exons. Gene Ontology annotation, cellular component: nucleus. Gene Ontology annotation, biological process: chondrocyte differentiation; heart development; morphogenesis of an epithelium. The record is from RefSeq and is a predicted model, not a curated record. Gene Ontology annotation, molecular function: DNA-binding transcription factor activity, RNA polymerase II-specific; RNA polymerase II cis-regulatory region sequence-specific DNA binding. Bases 500 to 1972 code for a protein of 490 amino acids.
CGCAGAGCCGCGCUGGAGACCGGCGGGGCGCGACCGGCCCCACGCUGCCCACCCCGGCCCCACGCCGCCCACCGACGGCCACCCCCCGGCCCACGCCGCCCACCCGCUCUCGGCCUCCCGCCACUCCGGGGUUCUGGUUUUGUGUUGGGUUUUUUUUUUUUUUUUUUUUGGUCUUUUUUUGUUUUGUUUGUUGUUGUUCCUUCCCGUCCUUUCUCUCCAGCAACUUGCAAAAGUUUCUUCCCGCCCCCCCCGCUCUCUUUUUUUUUUUUUUUUUUAUUUUUGGUGAAUUACAGGGGUAGGGAAAAAUAAUAAUAAUAAAAACUUUUGCAAACUUUUUCCAGCUUUCUCCCUUCUCUCCCCAGCCGGGCUUCGAGCUGGUGGAGACUUCGUCUCGUUUUACUUUUUUUAACCCUUCCCUGCCCCUUAGCCACCUGAUUUUAUUUUUUUUGUUUUUUUUUUAAUUUUUCACCCCCUGCUCCCCCCUCUGCCACUUACUCGCAUGAAUCUCCUAGACCCCUUCAUGAAAAUGACAGAAGAACAGGACAAAUGUAUCUCCGACGCCCCCAGCCCCACCAUGUCGGAUGACUCUGCCGGGUCCCCCUGUCCCUCUGGAUCCGGCUCGGACACGGAAAACACCAGACCCCAAGAAAACACCUUUCCCAAGGGUGACCCGGACCUGAAGAAGGAGAGCGACGAGGACAAAUUCCCGGUGUGCAUCCGAGAGGCCGUGAGCCAAGUGCUCAAGGGUUACGACUGGACCCUGGUCCCCAUGCCGGUCCGGGUGAACGGAUCCAGCAAAAACAAACCCCAUGUGAAAAGACCCAUGAACGCCUUCAUGGUGUGGGCACAGGCGGCCCGGAGGAAACUGGCUGACCAGUACCCGCAUCUGCACAACGCGGAGCUCAGCAAAACCCUGGGCAAACUCUGGAGGCUGCUGAACGAGAGCGAGAAGCGUCCCUUCGUGGAGGAGGCCGAGCGGCUGCGGGUGCAGCACAAGAAGGACCAUCCCGACUACAAGUACCAGCCGCGGCGGAGAAAGUCGGUGAAGAACGGGCAGUCGGAGCAGGAGGAAGGCUCCGAGCAAACCCACAUCUCCCCCAACGCCAUCUUCAAGGCGCUGCAGGCGGACUCCCCGCAGUCGUCCUCCAGCAUCAGUGAGGUGCACUCCCCCGGGGAGCACUCGGGGCAAUCGCAGGGCCCCCCCACGCCCCCCACCACCCCCAAGACGGACGCGCAGCCGGGCAAGCAGGACCUGAAGCGGGAGGGCCGCCCUCUGCAAGAAGGCGGCCGGCAGCCGCCCCACAUCGACUUCCGAGACGUGGACAUCGGCGAGCUCAGCAGCGACGUCAUCUCCAACAUCGAGACCUUCGACGUCAACGAGUUCGAUCAGUACCUUCCCCCCAACGGUCACCCGGGGGGUCCGGCCACCCACGGGCAGCCCGGUCAGGUCACUUACACCGGUAGCUACGGUAUCAGCAGCACGUCGGGGUCGCAGAGCGGGGGGGCUGCCCACGUCUGGAUGUCGAAGCCACCGGCGCAGCCACCGGCGCAGGCGCCGCCGGCGCAGGCGCCGCAGCACGGGCUGCCGGCGCUGAGCGGGGAGCAGGGCCAGGCGCAGCAGAGGACGCACAUCAAGACGGAGCAGCUCAGCCCCAGCCACUACAGCGAGCAGCAGCAGCACUCCCCGCAGCAGAUCAACUACAGCUCCUUCAACCUCCAGCACUACGGCUCCUCCUACCCCACCAUCACCCGCUCCCAGUACGACUACACCGACCACCAGAACUCCAGCUCCUACUACAGCCACGCCGCCGGGCAGAGCAGCGGCCUCUACUCCACCUUCACUUACAUGAACCCCACGCAGCGCCCCAUGUACACCCCCAUUGCAGACACUUCUGGGGUCCCCUCCAUCCCCCAGACCCACAGCCCGCAGCACUGGGAACAGCCCGUCUACACACAGCUCACCAGACCCUAAAGCCAGGUUAAAAAAAAAAAAAAAAAUACAGCAAAAAAAAAAAAAACAAAACAAACAAACAAACAAAAAAAACCACAAAAAAAAACACAAAAAAAAGUACAAAACAAAAAAAACACAACGCAUUGAAAAAAAUAAUAAUAAAAAAAAAAAAGCACGAAAGAAGCAACAACAACAGAGACUUUUGCCUUCUUUGAAAUUAAAAUAAUAAUUACAAUGAAAAAGACACUAAACUUAAAGCUGGCGGGGGAGGAGAGAGCACCUCGAGCCUUCUGCACUACAGCAUCCUCCAGGAAGUGGCCAGACCGCUCCGAGAACCAGCAAAACUCGGUACAGACUUUCCAAGGACUGGACUUUAACUCUGUUUCCAGGGCACAGUGUGGAGAUGAGAUUCCUAACCAACCAGCUCAGCUGUCUGUUCUCUGGACUUUUGUAAUGAUUUUUUUUUUUUUUUUAGCAGUAAUUAAAAAAAAAUGAAAAAAAAAAUGGGGGGAAAAAAAAAAAGAGAAAACUCAGAGUCCUCUGUGAGGAAUAUUCUCUAUUUUAAAUAUUUUUUAGUAUGUACUGUGUAUGAUUCGUUACCAAUUUGAGGGGAUUUAUACAUAUUUUUUAGAGAUUUUUUUAAAUGCUCUUAUUUUUCCAACAGCUAAAAAAAUGACACUUAGUGGGGCAGUCCUAGGUUUUCUUGCAGUCAGAGGUAUUUUUGUAUAGAUAAGUGUCUUUUUUUUUCUCUAAAAAUAAAAAUAAAAAAGCAAAACGGCGUGCUUUUAACUGGGAACAAAGCUCUGUUAAGCGGCCAGCGUCAGGCUUAGCGAUGACCAGCCCUGCAGCGCGCGAGACGCGAGCUGAGAGCGCGUGGGGACGAGCAUGGGAGAGGCUUUAUUUUUCUAACUAAUAGCAAAACCAGCCAGGAGGAGAUUUUAACUUUAUUUUUGAAUAACCUUGAGCCUUAAGAAAGAAAAACAAAAA